AUGAAUAAAUUAUUGAAAAAAAAUGAAGAAAAUAAACAACAAACUCAAUCUGUUAUGUCGAUUAUGACGUUAUUGCGAAAGUAUAACAGUGAACAAGAGGAUUCUCGCAUAACAAAUAACUCAUUUUUACAUCAACGAGAAACAUUGACAAAUCAAAUAGGAACUAUUGGAAUUGACAAUAAUGCAAGCUAUGACGAUGAUAAUUCUUAUCAAUCGACUAAGAAAAAGAAGAAUGACAAGAGUUUAACGAUUGAUUUUUGUGAAAAAUUUCUUUACUGUAAUGACCUGUUACAAGCAGCAAGGAUAAAUUCAACACAAAAACAGCAACGUUCUGUAAAACAACCACAAUCAUCUAAUCUAGAGUCUAAGGUUAAUAGACCGAGACGACAAUCUAAAUCGAAAAUGACACGAUUAACACUAGAAGAAAAACAAUUAUUUGAUGAAGAACAAAUAUUAUCAUCAAGACAAGAGAUAAUUGCACAUGCUUGUAGUAGACGAAAAGCAAGUGGACAUCGCAAAAUACCACGUCAAAAUUCAUUAUCUUAUCCUUCAGAGAAAAAACCAACGACACUAGAGCAAAUAUCUACGGACUCAAUGGACAGUAUUUCACGGUUACCAAUUCAUCGACUUUGUCGAAAAGGAGCGUAUCCCAAUACAGAAAUUCAACGAUUUUGUAUUGAAGAUGAAAAUGUACCAUGGAGUAUUGAAAUACCAGAAUACAAUGCUCCAUAUUACACUGAUCCAAGUAUUCUAUUACAAUUACCGAAAUCAGAAGAAAAAGCUCUCACAACGUUGAUAAAUGGAGUGGAUCCAGAAUAUGUUCUACAUGAUAUUAUGUGGAAUGUGUUUGAUACAAAUUACAAUGUUGAUCGUCGAACAAAAAAUCCAUUUGGAGAAUAUAAAAUUGAUGAUCUAGGUUAUCCCUUAAAUCCAUUAGGUCGAACAGGUAUGCGUGGUCGUGGCCAGUUGCCACGUUGGGCUGUCAAUUAUAAAACACAUCUUAUCCUGUUACGUUUCACCAAUGAAAUGGAUAAAAAAACUCAAAAACAAAAAUAUAAAUAUAUCGUGGAAAAACGAGAUCAUUAUUGGCGGUUGCCUUCCACACGGGCCACGAGCUGUGAUAGAAAUGCUGUUUUAUAUACAUUACGAGAAUUUCUCAAUAGUAUGUAUAAAUUAUGGUAUGAUGUUGAUAUUAUACCAUCUCAUAUACAAAAUAAAUUAUCUAGUUUAACAGACAAUCUAAUAUAUGUUAGUUCAGCUUAUAUUGAUGAUAUAGUAAAUACAGAUAAUGCAUGGUUAGAAACGGUGGUAUAUUGUUAUGUGCAAAAUAGAAGUAUGGAAAAUAUAAUUGAUUUAGAUGAUUUAUUUCCACCCGAUUUGGAUAAAAAAGAAUAUUUUACAUGGAAUAGUUUAUCGCGAACAAGUGAAUUAUUAGAAAGUGAAAGAGAUUUAUUAAAAUUAAUUGCCAAAACACAAAAUGCGUAUUGCCCUGGUUUUGUUCUCAAAAACUCCUGGUCCAAAAAAAUUUUUGAUGAAAAAUUGAUAGCAUACGAUAAUCCUUGUGCACCACUUGUAAAGUUUUCAACUGAUGAAUGGAACGAUUUUAUUGAAAUGACUGAUGAUCAUCAACUCAAACAUGGUGAAACACAACAGCCUCUUGGAGAAAAUUUAUUCAGAUCAUUGUCAUUAGAAGAUCUCGUAAAAUCGUUCGAUAAUACAAUUAAUUGUUGUUUUCCAAAUGAAUUGUACGAAAACAAAAAUUCUAAUCUUAAUAUAAAAGACGAUGUCCAUCUCAAAUCACUCAAACAAGAUCUCGUGGCAACAUCAAGAACCUGGUCAGAAUUAAUUGAAAAUUUACGCCAUUCUUUACUAAACGAAUUAAAACUACCCCAUAUAGAGAAAAGUUGUCAAUUAGCAAUGAGUACAAUUAAUCAGUUUUCAAUUGACAAAGAAAUUAGUAGUAUCGAUGAUGUUGAAGAAGAUGAAUUACGAGAACAACUUGAUAUGCACUCAGUUAUUGUUCCAAAUAUCAGCAAUCUUGAACCAUUUUUAACUGCUGAACAAGUUAUUAGUGAAAUUGAUUUUAUUCUACAGGAAAGUUGUAUAGAUAUGACACCUGAUUCUGGUUUUUCUGACGACAAUAGUGACAUGCUCGAUUUACGUACACGUAUUCAUUAUUUAUCAAAUGGUGAAAAUCUUGAUUUUGGUAAACGGACUUACUUGAAAACACAAUCUGUAUUUUCACUCAAUGAAAUAUAUGAAGAACUUGAAUCAUCUGUUAAAGAAUUAUCGGACACACUUGUUCAAGAAUUAGCUUUUCGCGAUGAAUUAGAAUUUGAAAAAGAGACAAAAAAUACAUUUAUUUCACUUGUACUCAGUAUUCAAAAUAAACGACGACAACAUCAACUAGAUAAACGACAUAAACGACGUUCUGUAGUAGAAAAAGGUGAACCUGGAAUGUAUCUGACAACUGUAAUCCCGUUUGAUCGUGAUCAAACAUCACUUUCUGCCGAACAUUUACAAAGUCUAAAUAAAAUUUUAUAUGCAAUUAAUGAUGAUAGUCCACAAGUUCCCGAAUUGCUAACAAAUUACAUUUUAAAAGAAUCAUCGUCAGCAUUUAUAAAUGCUGAGCAACAACGUUUACAAAAUGUUCUUGUUUAUAAGUCAAACGAGCGAUAUGUUGGUAUUUUAGCCGCAGUUGGUGUAGUUCAAUUUUUUUUCAUGCAAUGUGCAUCGUAUUACAGUUAUCAAUUAUUUGGUACGGUAACAGCAAAAAAAGAAAAUUUAACACCAGAAUCAACAAUGAUUGACAGAUUUGCCACAAUUAUUUCUACAAAUCGUUUUCGUAUAUCAGCUGCGUUAACAACAUCAUUUUUAAGUUUAGCCAUAAUGACUGCUUGUCUUGUAUAUCCUGCUCGUUAUGUUCGAAAAUUAUAUUUAUUAAAAGAUGGGAAAAGUGCUGGUAUUAUCACAUUUGCCACAUGGAAAAGUGGAAGAAAAUUUACUGUACCACUCGUCGAUUUAUCCAUACGUACAUCUCGUCAUACAAAUACUCAAUUAAACCAAAUGAAAAUUCGUGGACAUAGAUUUAGUUAUUUAAUUAAUAAACGUGAUGGAAAAUUUACAUCUGAAGGUCUAGAGAUCUUUGAUAAUAUUAUCGCGUUAAAACGAUUUUAG
Molecule: messenger RNA, 3177 nt
Organism: Didymodactylos carnosus
Lineage: Eukaryota; Metazoa; Rotifera; Eurotatoria; Philodinida; Philodinidae
Source: the annotation of a GenBank genome assembly